Eutrema salsugineum is the source of this 627-nucleotide messenger RNA. RefSeq lists its product as uncharacterized. The transcript has 3 exons. The coding region runs from base 49 to 315 and encodes 88 amino acids. The record is from RefSeq and is a predicted model, not a curated record. NCBI's taxonomy places the organism in Eukaryota, Viridiplantae, Streptophyta, Magnoliopsida, Brassicales, Brassicaceae.
AAGAAUCCUAUUUCGCUGCAUCGCAUCAGUUUCGUUCGCGGCAAAAAAAUGGCUUCUCGUUGUCGAUCUUUCUCGAAACCAGCCGUUUCCAUGUUAAAAUCUGCUAUGAACAAACCCAAAUCGGCUUCAUCGUUUCUCGGCCCCCGUCCUUCGCUUGGACAUUCCAGAACAAUUGCUCAGCUAGGCUCGCUUCAGUCUCUGCUUCCACUUCACAGUGCGGUUUCUUCAGCUAGACUGACUUCGUGCCUUGGUUUUGAUUGCAAGAACUCUAGUUCGUUGUCUCAGGGUAUGCUCAAUGCGAAUCCAGGGGUUUGAUAUUCUCCCCAAAUGUCUUUUGAGUGUGAUUAGUAUCUAGCUUGGCCUCAGUGUACCUCGAUAAGACACCAGAAUUAUGCAAAAAAAAAGGAAUCUCAUUUGGGAUAAGGCUCUAUAUUCGUCUUCCUUUUGGUGUUUCCUAGUCAUGCAACACUAUUACCUUUCGUGUGAUUCCAAUUAAUCUAACGAUUUCGUUUUGUAUUCUCAUAUUUUACACGGAUCAAAACCAAAUGUAACUGUGUUAUACAUUUUAUACAAAUUUUUGUCUAAAUGAAUCGGAAUUCAAGUUUCGUUUUGUGUCGUUUCUUGCUC